Messenger RNA from Ectocarpus siliculosus, 1017 nucleotides. Lineage: Eukaryota; Phaeophyceae; Ectocarpales; Ectocarpaceae. The record is from the annotation of a GenBank genome assembly.
UGCAGCUGUGCUACCCGCCGUCUAGCGAAAUAGAGAAUCAUGUCAGCCUCGUUGCAAAGGUCCUCCGCGCUGCUGCGACCUGUGGUUACUGCCCACGUCAGGCGACUCCAUUCAUCAGUGCCAAAGACAUCUUCUGCCCCUGGGAGCGCAAGCGUACUCAACGCCGAUGAUGGGAAGCUGGGCACGAAGCUGUACCAUGCCGUGAACAUGGUGGUUCUAGCCGGAGUGCCUGCGGCCGUGGCCACGAGCCCAUCCGCCCUUACCAUGCCUCUAGACAUCGUGCUCGGGAUCGCCAUGCCCCUGCACGCACAUAUCGGCAUGAACUACGUUAUCAGCGACUACGUACCGAAGUCAGCUCGGGGGGGCGCGAGGGGUGCCAUGCUUGCGGCAUCGGUACUAGCUACCCUUGGGCUUUUGAAGCUCAACCUUACUGGUGCUGGCCUCACGGAGACACUCAAGGCCACUUGGAGGGGGCCCAAGCCGAAAGAGGAGGGCGCAAAAUAGACACACACACAAUGGAAGACACAACAGGGGCUCCGUUCAGCCACGAAAGAGCUCACUUGAAAGCUGUCAAUGCCGGAGGCCUGUCAUCACACGGCACGUGUGCGUUGGCCUUUGCUGCAGGUCGGCAAUACCAAACCGGGCGCUGUUGUGCAAAGCUGUGGGAGAGUGUAUAGGCCACGCAACAGCACUGUAAAUAUAGGCGUCGGUAGUUUCUGGUAGCUCGACAAACCCGAACAUUUCAUGUUGUUUGACGAGGCAGGUUGUCCGCUGGAAGCCGUCGCCAUUCCUACUUCUGCCGAUGCAGAAGGGAGGUACGUUUUUGGUUCUUGCUCGCUGUCGCUUUCAGUAUUGUCGAUUUGCGUUUGGAGGCGCAGCUCGCUGCUGAUUGUCGGAGUGGGUGUCUCAAUCAAGUCUUUGGUGUGUGCCGCGAGUGUUCCAUUUCGGCGCUAGGGUUAUUUAAGUUGUGCCCUCUUGCAGCUCAGGGGGCCGCCGGCGCAGAGAGCACCUUGCUGU